AUGGCAGCUACUAAACCUGUUCCCAUUUCCCAGCUGGAGCACCAGAAGAACAACUUUCAACAUAAACUCAUACCCGGUAAAGAGGAGGGUUUAAAGGAUCUCUGUGCCUGCAAGAGCCAAAGAUAUUCAUAUCCUCUUGCUGAAGAAAACAGUCAAUACAUCUCCAGGCAUGGAGAUUCCUGUUUCGGUGGACUGCAGAACACCAGCCAGAUCAAGAUUCCACCAUCUAAAUCAUUAGCCAGACGGAAAGAAGGAGUGGACCGCGCAUAUCCCCUGAAACCAAUUGUUCACCAGCAAGGUAUGAAUGUUGCGGUGGUCAACACAGCACAGCUUGGAAGUGCCCCAUACGUGGAGGAAGCUCCAAAUAGCAGCCAUAGCUUAAUGAGCAAAGGGAGGUAUCAGCCAGAUGCAGUGCUCUCUCCUUGGCCAGCAGAACCUAAACAGUCAGCCUCCCCAUACAGGGGAAAGCUGGCCUACAUCGAAAAGUUGGAGGCAGAUGGACGGAAGCUGGAAAAGAAAAUCCGGCAGCAAGAGGCCCUCCUCAGAGAGAAGCUGAAGAGAACAAAGGAGGUGCUUAGGAGGAUUCAAAGAGAGAAAGAGCUUGCUGAGGCAGGGGAGAGAAGGUACCCAGAAGUGGGGACGACCCAUAAGCAAAGGACCACAAUGCACCCACAGGAGAAAAUCUUCAGAGCUGCAAUCAGGCCGGACGAUGGGGUCUUGCACGGGGCGCAGUCUGCAGAUGCUGCUAUCCCCGAGCCUGGCACCACCCUCUGCCCCCAGGAGCUGGCUAUGAGGAAACACAAGAAGGAGAGGCUGGCAGCCAGCAACAGCAAAAUUCAAGGCCACGCACCCAUGGAACAUUUAGCCUCUUGUUCAAAGCCAGCCCCAAAAUGUGUCUUUUCUCCCUCUGCCAUCUCAGACCGAGUUUCUGUUGACCACCCAUCCACAAAGGUGCUAUGCAUGCAGGCUGACAGUGCUGUUGAGCAGGGGAAGCUUGGACAGUGCAGCGUCUGUGGACGUAAUUUCCUCUGCACCAGGCUUGAGAAGCACAUAAGUAUCUGCAGCAAAAUCCAAGGCUCCAGGAGGGAAGUGUUUGACUCCAGCAAGGCCAGAGCUAAGGGCACAGACCUGGAAGAGUAUCAGCAACUGAAGGACUCAGAGGGGCCUGAGAGUAAGUCACUCAGAGAGAACAACAGGAAACAGAAGCAUGCAGCUCUCAUCCGGACCAUGCGUGAGGCCCGCAAGGUGCAGCAAGUCCUCAGCAAGGGAGGGAAGGUGUCUGAAGUCCCCCAGAUGCCUCCCAUCGAAAACCCAGACUAUGUUGCCUGCCCCUACUGCACACGCCGAUUUGCUCCCCGGGUAGCUGAGAGACAUGUUCCCAAAUGCAAGACCAUCAAGAAUAGGCCUCCACCCCCACCACAGAGGAGGCGCUGCAGAGGCAGUGUCCAACUGUACCCGCCGCUGUGA
Molecule: messenger RNA, 1467 nt
Organism: Nestor notabilis (Kea)
Lineage: Eukaryota; Metazoa; Chordata; Aves; Psittaciformes; Psittacidae
Gene: ZC2HC1C
Product: zinc finger, C2HC-type containing 1C
Exons: 2
Coding region: 1-1467 (488 amino acids)
Source: RefSeq, a predicted model, not a curated record